GAGGAAAAGGAAAUCGCAGAAGCUUAAACAAACCAAAAAACAUCAGAUCUUGAAGAACCUAAAUCGCUCUCGCUUACUACGAAUUUUUCGAAGAAGAUGACUUUUACUAUUCCGAUUGAUAACGGAGAUGCUGUGAAGAACGCAGAGGCUGAUUCACAAAGAACACUGUACCCAUAUGUUACUGGGACUUCAAUUGUUGCAAUCAAGUACAAAGAUGGUGUUUUAAUGGCUUCCGAUAUGGGAGGUUCAUAUGGAUCCACCUUAAGAUACAAGAACAUUGAGAGAAUGAAGGCUAUUGGCAAGCAUUCUCUUCUCGGUGCCAGCGGAGAAAUCAGCGACUUUCAGGAAAUUCUCCGUUAUCUUGAUGAGCUCAUCCUGAAUGAUAACAUGUGGGAUGAUGGUAAUUCUUUGGGACCAAAAGAGGUUCACAACUAUCUGACCCGUGUGAUGUAUAACCGUCGCAACAAAUUUAACCCUCUGUGGAACACUCUUGUCCUUGGAGGCGUCAAAAACGGGGAAAGUUACCUUGGCAUGGUGUCAAUGAUUGGUGUCAGUUUUGAGGACAAUCAUGUUGCCACCGGAUUUGGAAACCACCUCGCCAGGCCAAUCCUUCGCGAUGAGUGGCAUGCGGACCUGAGUUUUGAAGAAGGUGUCAAGCUCCUUGAGAAAUGUAUGCGUGUGCUUCUUUACCGCGACAGAUCUGCUAUUAACAAGUUUCAGAUAGCGAAGAUCACUGAAGAAGGCGUUACAGUCUCUGAGCCAUACUCCUUGAAGACGUUUUGGGAAUUCAAGGCCUUCAACAACCCUACUGCUGGUGCUGAAGGCUCAUGGUAAUAAGCUAAGCAAAACCAAAGUCUCGUCUGGAGAGAUCUUUCAAGACAUCUGUCUUUUUUUAUUUUAGUUUUUGUGAUGUUGUUAAAGCACUUUGUACUGUAGUGGAUUUACUAGUAACCAUGGUGGUUUCUUGAUGAAAUUUAAGUUCAGAUCAAUGAGAAUUUAUGGAGUUUUUCUGGUGA
Messenger RNA from Eutrema salsugineum, 1016 nucleotides. Its product is annotated as proteasome subunit beta type-4. NCBI's taxonomy places the organism in Eukaryota, Viridiplantae, Streptophyta, Magnoliopsida, Brassicales, Brassicaceae. The transcript has 7 exons. Gene Ontology annotation, cellular component: nucleus; proteasome core complex; proteasome core complex, beta-subunit complex. The record is from RefSeq and is a predicted model, not a curated record. The coding region runs from base 97 to 834 and encodes 245 amino acids.